AGGUGACGUUUUAACAAUAACCUUCGAUAAUAAAAUUCGAUUCGUUUGCUUGCUAUUUUUUUGCAAGCUGGAGUUUUCCAUUAGGACUUGUGUUUUAUAGUGGCAUAUAGAGUUAUAUAACUAGGCAUACAGUUUGAGUGAUAGUAUAGUACAAAUUAACGUGAUGGGAAGUCAUCAAAGUCAUGAUAAAGCGGACGGGAGUGGGAGCGGUACGAGUACACCCCGAGGCUCCCAGCGGGGUGCCGGGUCGCGAUCAGGCUCCGGGGGUGACCUGCAGGGGCUGGCCGAGCGACAAGAGAAGCCUCCACUUUCUAUGGUGCCAGUUGAGAAACUAGGAAAAUUAUUGGCACAAAUAUCACAGAAAGAAGAUGGGAUCAACGGAGUCACAGAGAAUUCUUUUAAGAAAUACUUAUUCCCGAUGUACCCGGAGCUGGCACACCACUUCUACAAGUACAUCCACAGAAUCGGCAAGUGCAAGAACAAACACAUACCUCUGUCUACGUUCAGAAUGCAGUGCGAGAAGAUACUCAGCAUGCUAGACGACGCGGUCAUCAUUGAGACAUACGUCAGAAUGUUCAGUAUGGAAACAGACGAGAAUAACAUGACACCAGACGGUCUCAGGAACAUGCUAUACACCAGCUACAAGUUGUCCAUGGACCACUAUCCAGAAGGACCACAAACUUGUCUCAUGAUCAAUCAGACGCUAUCGGCCGUGGUGGACGGCUGCUUCAACAAGAAGGACGUGCACAGCGUCGGCUUCGUGGUGCGCUGGCUCGAGGAGCACUGCCACCGGAUCAUAUUCCCGGUCCACAGGUACUGCGUGCACCUGCUGGCGACGCGGCACCGCGACAUGGAGGCGCACGUGGAGUCGCGCGGCGCGGGCGCGGGGCUGGAGCUGGCCACGCCGGUGCUGGAGCGGGGCGGGGCGGCGCGGGGCUCGGCGCUGCUGCCGGUGUCGGCCGCGUGGCUGCUGGCCGCCGCCGCGCCGCCCCGCUACUCGCGCCCCGCCGCGCCGCCCGCGCCCUCCGCCGGCUGGCUGGUGGCGCGCCUGGUGUGCGCCGUGCCCUCGCACUGGACGCCGCUCUACUCCAGCUCCGACCAGGGCCUGGCCGCCAACAGGUUCCUGCACCACACGCUGGCGUACCGCGGCCCCACCGUGGUGCUGGCGCGCGGCGGGCCGCUGCUGGUGGCGCUGUGCUGCCCCGCGGAGUGGCGCGACUCGCACUGCUACUGGGGGGACGCCGACUGCGCGCUGCUGCAGCUGCUGCCCACGUUCUCGCUGAUAGAGCGCGCGCCGAAGAUGAUAUACCUGAACACGUCGAUCCGCGGCUACCCCAAGGGCCUGCGCGCCGGCUCCGACCCGCGCCGCCCCGCGCUCGCCAUCGCAGAGGGCUUCGACUCCUUCACCUUCAACGGCGCGCCCUACUCGCUCGACAGCAUCGAGGUGUGGGGCUGCGGGGACCAGGCAUCGAGGGAAACCCAACUGGAGAUCAAAAAGUGGCAAAUACGGGAAGCAGAAAAACAAAGACAAGUGAAGCUGUCGGCGGCGGACUGGAUGGAGCACCCGGACCGCUACCUGCUGGAGCUGGCGGGCCGCCCGCAGUACAACAACUCCGCCAGCUAGGCCGCGCCCCCUGCGGCUCCAACUGGGAACCGUUGCCGCGCCGACGAACGAAACUAAAAUAAAGACUGGAACGUGUAACCGGAUACAGCCGAGCGGUAGCCCGAGUAUCUGUAAGGAUCUUAAAACUUAAUAAUUUAUUAGGUUGGCAACACGCGGCUGUAAUAUAGUCUGUGGCGAUAGACCCCGAAAAAUGAUAAUUCCGCUAAUGAAUCUGCCAAAUGCACCCUUAUGUGCCGCGGCGCUCCCGGGGGCCACGCACGCACGCUACUCGACGUGAACUCCGGGCUGUGUCUGUCUGCACGUUACAAAGCAAAACAGUUUGUGGUCAAAAGUGUAAGAAUAAUACUGCAAAUUAUACAUACGAUCUCGAUAUUGUCCGGACACCGACCUCCCCGCGCUACGACUGCGGUGCCACCGUCCAUCACUCGGAGACUGUGAGUCAGGUCGGACAGUCACCAUUGCGCGCUAACUAGGGGCUGACUUCGGAGUAGGACAGCCAGCCUUGUUAUUAACAAACACCCCACACACAAGACGCAAAAUAAAGACGUUAAACCUGAUUGUUACAAUUUUCAUCGAAAAUUCUCUACACAUCUUAUAAUAUAAAAAUAAAAUUAAGUAAGCUCUCGUCAGCUGUGUGCGUAAUGUGAAGUGUGUGAACUGAUAUUGCGAAUGUUAUUGUAAGGAAUGAUAUAGGUGACAAAUGUGUAACUUGUCAGGGCCGUUUUGUACUGUGACGUCACGAUACGGGCCCGUCGUCGCUCCGUGUGCAUAGCUGCUACUGUUGAUCAAUGGACCAAAUUAGAUUUAAUAAGAUUAUAAUAUUUAGUAUAGAAGUAUUAAGGUAAAUUGUAAAUUUUUAUUUUUGGCAUUUUCUUUUGGAAUCCUUCGUUUCAUGUGUAUGGUUUUUUUUUUUCUAUUUUAAGUGUCUAAUCUCAAAAUUAUAAUCUCCUAAACUGGCAUUUUAUUUUUUUUAAUACCAUGGCAAUACCCUUCUAAGAUAGAUAUUUUAAAACGCCUACAAAAUUGUAAAAGGUACACAUAGUACACAACCGGUGACGCUAAGUGCUUCCCGAAAUAGGAGGCAAGUUGCGGGUUAUUUAUAAUAUUAAAGCGGUUUGUUGUGUCACUUUUAGAACAAGUAAAGUGCCAAAAGUUAACAGAAAAUAGUUUUAAACGGAAGUAUUACAAAAAAUUCAAUAGAUCAAAAAAUAAUAAGAAUACAAUGAAUUGCAAGGUAACUAUAUUUCGGUGGCUUUGGCCGGAUUAUUGGCCGACUGUUUGUUUCGUUGUUACGCACAGUAGGUAACUAACUAUCAAGUAACUAUUCAUUUUGAAACUGCUAUUAUUAAUAAUUUAUCUUUUUCGUGUUUAUUUUUUUUGUGAAUGAGAAAUGUAGUUUAUUUAAUAUUGUGUAGAUGUUCCUUGUGAUGCGUAACUGAUUUUGAAUGGCCUUGACUUAAUAGGUGCUACUGUUUGCUUUACAAAAAUAUUAUAUUUUGUGAAAAUAAAGAAAUAAAUUUGAGGAAA
Messenger RNA from Bombyx mandarina (wild silkworm), 3151 nucleotides. RefSeq lists its product as uncharacterized. The record is from RefSeq and is a predicted model, not a curated record. NCBI's taxonomy places the organism in Eukaryota, Metazoa, Arthropoda, Insecta, Lepidoptera, Bombycidae.